Molecule: messenger RNA, 729 nt
Organism: Alternaria arbusti
Lineage: Eukaryota; Fungi; Ascomycota; Dothideomycetes; Pleosporales; Pleosporaceae
Exons: 2
Coding region: 1-729 (242 amino acids)
Source: RefSeq, a predicted model, not a curated record
AUGAAGCUCAUUUCCUUUGUUAUCGCAUUCUACCAACUCUUCCUCGUCACCGGAGCUGCUCCGCUAGAGCGUAAGGACGAUGACUGCACCCAAACCCACAGCUCAAAGGCGACCUGGGAUACCGUCGAUAAAUACACCGUCGAGUUAUUCCAAGCGGAAGCAACAUUGCGACCUGAACCUAACCUCUGUCUGUUCUACACGCGCGGCUUGAGCGAGACGGCGCGGCGUUACGCGAAAACGAGACCGAAUGGCGAGUCUCCUAUGACAACAAUAUGGGAUGUCUGGCCCAAACAAUACUACAACAGCGAAGCCACGAGAACCAAUCCAUUGCGCUGCAUCAUGAACAACGAAACCUGGCGAACACAGUAUUACACCAACAUGUCCAAAGCCUUCGCGUCGCUAUGCGAAGUUUUUGCAACGGUCAUGGACGCCAGUAUCGGACCAGGCGCAGAUACUCCAGGUAAUGUCAACAAGGGAGGCCUUUGGUUUCAAGCGGAGUUUCCAGUCCUACAAGAGCAGAACAAAAUCCUCAUGAUAGAAGCCAUAUCGCCAGAUGGAAAUGUCGCCUGCACCUAUUGGACGAAAACGAAUGUUGUCCAGAACAGCAUCCAUGACACAAAUAUAUACGGACGUGGCAUGGCUACGGGCAGCGAAGCAUGGUUGGACAUAUUCUCGGUAGCCGAUCACUCGUUACGCGAAGGUUGGUAUAUGGGCUUGCAGGGCAAGUAA